AGAUGACAGGUGGACAAAAGUAAUGCUUUCCGCGACAGUAAAAAAGACCCAACGCGGCCAGGCCGCAACGACGACGUGGAUAGCAGAGAUCAACAAAAAUUUGAUCAAGAAAAGGGCAACAGUUCGCGACUGCCUGGAUAGAAUCCUCUGGAGAGACAUAACGCGCGGAGUGCGCUACGGCGCCGCAGGAUCAGUAGUCCCUGCCUCUUCUGCAUCUUCGUCAUCGUCUUCAUCUUUAUCAUCUUCCACUACUACCACGACUUCUAGAUCAGCAGCAGCUAUGUAGUACCUCCCAAACCACAAAUGACAGCAACAGCUUCAACUACAGAAAUAGUUCUACUUUGUCAUCAUCGUCGUCCUCUUCUUCUUCUUCUUCUACAUCAGCAGCGCAAUCUUUUCAAUCGAUCUCAGCAGCAGACAGAGUACCAAUCCAGGCGAUAAUGAGAAUGCAGGGCCGUAAAAGGAUAUUCUGAGGCGAAAGCGCCGAAUAGAAUAAAUUCAUCAUGUUCCUCUGAGGUGAACCUGAACGAAACCCGCGUGGUCGCGCAUCAUGUUCUUCCUGUCGAGGCCGUUUGCGCCGCUCAGGAGGAUUGUACUGCUGGGAACAAGUUCUCGCAGCUUCUUUUGCAGCCUACUACUAGUCGUUGUAGAAGUUGUUCCGGGCCUCCAACAACACGUCGACGACAGCUCUACCUCAAAUGCCACAGCGACAGCCGCGACCGCCGGAGCAUUUGGAGAACAACUUCUUCUUCACGAUCACGAUAUCAAUUGCGGCGCUCCUCUCACCCUGACCAAGUCGAAGACUGCCCGCAUGCAGUCUCUGUCGGGACACGCGGAAUCUCUGUUGCUGGUAAAACUCAAAAGAAGUAGCGCGGAGAUGAACAACAAAAAUGAAUCGGGGCUCGACGUCUCGUCCACCGCGCCGGCGCAGGUCGCUCACCUUCACAACAACCACAAGCAGCGACCACUUUCGACGAGGCCGAUUCGAGUUCUCCAGAUUGGUUGCAACCUGGGUGUGGAAGUGCUAUUGGCGAUGCGGGCUCUUAGUGACGAUAGCACGUUGCCUGAAAUCCUGAAAAAAUACGUCGAAUUCGGCAAGAAGCACCAUCAAGAAAAAGGUCUGGAUGAAACAGCUACCAGUGGUUCACCUGAAGACGAAGAAGUUGUAAAACUUGGCUCUCCGUAUGUGAUAACUUCGGUGGACGAGCUGGAAGCCGGGGCAGAGUUUCUGGACCGGUAUUCAAAUUCAUCUCCGAGACACGUUGGGGAAGGUGAAGACAAAGAUGAAAUAAAUCGCGCUAGUACUGCUGGUAUGCAGCAGGAGCAGCCGCAGCCCGAAGGAAUUUGCGUGGAGCCCUUGCCUUCCAAUACUCGGUUCGUAACAGCGUUUCUGGAAGAAGUGAACAACAGGAAACAAGCAACUGGUGCUGCGUCUUCCACCUCGUCGCCCUCCUCCUCCUCGUCUUCACACGGUGCAACUACUAGCAGAACUCCCUCUGCUCGCUGGAGCGAGACCACGAGGAAAAAAAACCUGAACUUCUCCGUUUUCCGUGCGGCGGUUUCCAACGAAGCUGGGUCCGGCAUCUGGCGCCAGUAUGCAAUACAAAUUUCCCGUACAUGUACGAAGAUGCAUCACAAAUUUCACCAAUUUAGAGCGUAAAACUUGUCAUGCUAAAUUAGGAUCGAAGGCAAAAUUUGUCAUGCGGAGACCGCAUCUGUACGUGUACGGGAAAUUUACUGUGGAUAGCCAGUGGCCCAACAGCACGCGGUACGCCGGGCAGCAGGAUCUGCAUAUCGGGUCCUGUCUCGACUUUCGUUCCCGCUCGCCGAAAGCGCUAUGAAUUGCAAAUAUGUCCGAGUCUGGAAGAUUGCUAGAUUUGUCAUGCUCGUCUAACAUGACGCGGAACUCUGUCAUGCGUGGGUGCAAUGCAAAAAAAUCGAUGUGUCUGAGAUGAAAAAGCGCACUCUGCCAUGCGGAAUACGCUACACAUAGCAGCUCAAAAACUUGUCAUGCUUGGCCACGUAUGACAGUGUGCCCACUAUUCCCUGGUUUGCAGCACAAGUUUCCAGACCCAGACAUUUUUGCAUUUGAUAAGCACUCCAGCGGUACGAAAGUUGUGCGCGCGCUUCUCACAAUCGCGUGCCGACGCACUCCGCCGUGGAGAUGCUCCAAAGGCUGAAGCGGAUGCGGAAAUUAGAAGAGAGGACAGAUGAGGUGGAAAACAGUCUAGUUGUAGCCGGACGAGAUGAGGGCGAUCAUGUUGAUGGAAAAAAACCAAAAAACACAGCGGCGGUUGUGUCGGACGGAUUUGCGGUGGAUCUCCUCCGCAUUGACACCGAGGGGUAUGACCCUAUGAAUUGCAAAUAAAGUAUCUGUAUGGUACUCGUAUUGCAAUCAUGCAUUACAAAUUUUUUUCUUAAGGUAAAUCCGUAUUUCUUAUGCUGGGGAAAUUUGUAUAUGCAUUUAUACGAGUACGAUACUUUUGCUAUGCAUAGACCCUGCUGUGCUGCAAUCCCUCCGGGAGGACAAGACCCGGCUGCUAACAAAGCUGGUCCGCUUCCUGGUGUUUGAGAAGCAUACGCGAGGCGUCUGGGAAUACACGACCUUGGAAAGAGAAACGAAACUCUUGUGGGAGGAGGCGGGAUUUUAUGGAGUUCUCAAAUGUUACAUUCUCAACUGUUACAUGAAUUUAUAAUGCAAGACAGGCAAAAGUGAAAGGAGGAAGAUUGCGCCUUCUGCAUUACAAGUUUGGCGCAGAUUUAGGCGCGGCUUAGCCCUUCGCAGAUUUGUCAUGCGGAGCAGCUCGAUCGUGAGGAUGAUGAUGGUGUUUUUGCAUGACAAAUUCAUGUAACAGUUGAGAGUGUAACGUUUGAGAACCCCAUAGAUUUCGCUGCUUCAUUGUGGACGUGGUUGAUAGUGCAGGAGCAGCUGUUGUAUCUACUUCUUUGUCGGAGGAUGAUGAAAAUAAUGAUGUUCCUCCUGCUCAUUCGACGUCCCCAGCAGAACCAGAACUGAGGGUCUACGCGUUGUCUCCGAGCCCCUGCUGGCAUGCGUGUUAUGAGGGUACUAAUAAGAUGAAAAACCGAGAGGACCACAGUAGUUGUCCGGAAAAUGUCCCGGUAGUGCCGGCGGUGGAAGAUAUUUUUUGCGUCAACCGGCGGGACCACGCUUGGUCGGCGGUGAUGGAGGACCUGUUGCUUCGUGGAAUGGAACAUCAAGCCGGGGAUGUAGGUGAAGGGAAGGGAAGAAAAGUAUAAACUUCCAACAGCGUUGUUUUCUCUGGGGAUAGAACAAUCGUAUAUUAUGGUUGGCGACCACACAGCGGUGCGCUUGAUAUUGAUUACACCGCGCUCAGUGCUGUUAGUUCUUCAGAGAAGCUACAUCUGGGAGCGAUCCCGAUCCUCGCGUCGAUGGCGACCAUAAGGAUUAUACGACCGCUCUUGCAGUGGUUCGUCUCCCCUUUGUUGGAAAAAAGCAGAAAGACGGAAGUCGUGGUCGCAGAUAGUGCUGUGGUUGGCGUAUUGAAU
Molecule: messenger RNA, 3528 nt
Organism: Amoebophrya sp. A120
Lineage: Eukaryota; Dinophyceae; Syndiniales; Amoebophryaceae
Source: the annotation of a GenBank genome assembly